GUGUUAUUGUUUAUACGUGUGUCACUUUAUUCCUGUAAAACCAUGGAAGAUCCAGGUACACAGCAAGACCACGUCAUUGGCACCGACUUAGCUACGACGAACACUUAUGUUGCCCAAUACAUGAACGGCGAGGUGGAAAUUUUGGAAAAUCCCAAAGGAGGAAGAUCUACACAGCAGAACCAAGUUAUUGGCAUCGACUUAGGUACGACGAACACUUGUGUUGCCUAUUAUGCGAACGGCAAGGUGGAAAUUUUGGAAAAUUCCGAAGGGAAAAGACUUACACCGUCUUAUGUAUUUUUCCCGAAAAAGUCUACUUCACCACCAAUCGUAGGUCAGCGUGCAAAAAGAAUGGGAGAUAAGAUACCAUCUAACGGAAUUUAUGAAACUAAGCGAUUUGUGGGUAAAAGUUUCAACGCUAUGGAACCACAUUUGCAGCACUUCUCGUUCAACGUUGAAAAUAAGUUAGAUAGUCCUGUAAUCAGAAUAGAACGAGAUAACGACACGCUAGAAUUGACUCCGCAAGAAAUUAGCUCUUUAAUUUUGAAAAAAAUAAAAAAAGACGUGGAAGAUAAAUUGGGUGACAAGAUCGACAAAGCUGUUAUUACUGUCCCAGCUUGUUUUAAUACAACUCAACGGGAAGUUACUUUGGCGGCUGCCAACCAAGCUGGUUUUACUGUUUUGAAGCUGUUUAACGAACCGACGGCGGCAGCCUUAAGUUAUUUUUUUAAAAAAGACGACGAGAAUGAUUGUUAUGCGUUAGUUUAUGACUUAGGUGGUAGCACUUUUGACGUAUCCAUACUAAAACGAACUGCAACAAACAUCGACGUUAUUUGCGUGGAUGGCGAUACUGAACUGGGAGGAAACGAUUUUGACAAGCUCAUUUUUGAUUAUGUUUGUGAAAAAAUGGAAGAAUAUAAUUAUAAUCCUAGGCAAAACUUGAGACAAAUGCGAAGACUACAAGAGAAGUGUGAAGAUGCCAAAAAAAAUUUAUCUACUGGAGAAGAAACUAGUAUUAUUUUGGACGGAUUCAUACCGAACUCUGAAGCGAUAGAAGUAAAGUUGAAAAGGAAAGACUUUGAACUAAAAGCACACGAAUUGAUUAAGAGAACGAUAAACAUCGUCAACAAAUGCCUUAACGAGUCUCAGAUUCCAAAAAAUCAAAUUCAACACGUGAUUCUCUCAGGUGGUUCCAGUCGGAUACCGAUAAUUCAAAAAGAGUUAUCUAAAUAUUUUGACGGAAAAACUCUCAGCAAGUUUAAUAACCUCGACGAGUGUGUUGCAGAAGGAGCUGCUCUUCAGGCGGCUAUGUUAACCGACAAUAAUACGCAAAAAAUCAAGAAAUUAGCGAUGACCGAGGUAGUUCCUUUGUCCCUUGGAAUAGGGCUUUGGGUUGACAGAAUGCGUUUUGUUAUAAAAAAAGACGCUCCUAUUCCUACAACUAAUACCAUACGUGUUUUGACCUCACAAAAUCAGCAGAAAACAGCAAAUUUUGAAAUUUAUGAAGGUGAGCGUCUGAUUAUAAAGAAAAAUCGCUACUUAGGUUCACUAGAGUUAGAAAAUAUUACUCCGGCGCCUCCAGGCCAAUGUAAGCUUUCAAUUACUUUCAGUAUUGACCACAAUGGUGUCCUGGAAGUUAAGGCAACGGAACAGAUAAACAACAAUAUGAAGAGAUUAAAUGUUAAAUACACAAGAGGAGGACGAAGUGAAAGUGAAAUUGAAGAUACUCUUAAGGAUGCUGAACGGAAUAGAGAGGAAGACGAGUUGUUUGACGUAUUUUCAAAACAAAAAUUAUAUUUACUUCAGUAUUGCGAAGGGGUUAAAUACAAUCUGGGCACUUUAAACAUAAUCGAAAAACAUCAAGAUGUCUACCGUUUGUGUGAAAACAUUCAAACCAAAGGUAAAACCAUGGAUGUCGACGACAAAGAUGAAUUAGAGUAUCUCAUUCGUGAAGUUGAGAAUCAAUGUGCAUUUGUUGUUAAAUCUUGCAAGUUUAAAAACAUGCCCGUACGUCCAUUGUUGUCUUAGAUACAUUAUUUUAAUUAUAUUUUCUUGUUUAUUCUUUACUUAAUAUUUCUAAGUAAUAAAGUAAUAUUGUGUUGAUUUUCAAUAAUAAA
Messenger RNA from Zophobas morio, 2114 nucleotides. RefSeq names its product heat shock 70 kDa protein-like. Gene Ontology annotation, molecular function: ATP-dependent protein folding chaperone; ATP binding. Gene Ontology annotation, cellular component: cytoplasm; cytosol; nucleus. The transcript has 2 exons. Bases 43 to 2025 code for a protein of 660 amino acids. The record is from RefSeq and is a predicted model, not a curated record. Lineage: Eukaryota; Metazoa; Arthropoda; Insecta; Coleoptera; Tenebrionidae.